AUGGCGGAGAUUCCAAUCGAAGAUGUUUCUUACGAAGAUUUUGGGCUUCUUCUCAGUACAAUCUACCCGAAAACAGUGUUUCCACAUGAUAAAACUGUCGAAAAGCUUCUGGAAAUGGCUGAUCGAUUCAUUAUGCCAUCAGUGAUUGGCCAUGUCGAAUAUCAUCUUCUCCACAAUACUAAAAUUGAAAAUGAGAAAUUGAUGUGGAUGGCUGAUGCAUAUGGAAUGAAAGAACUUCUAGAGAAGACUGUUCGUCAAACAAAUACUAUCGAAAAAGCGAAACUUUUGAAGAAUUCUCCAGAAUACCAGAAGUUGUCGAAGGAUGCGAAGGCGACUGUUCUCGAUCGGAUUAUGCAAUUGAUUUGA
Caenorhabditis remanei is the source of this 366-nucleotide messenger RNA. RefSeq lists its product as uncharacterized. NCBI's taxonomy places the organism in Eukaryota, Metazoa, Nematoda, Chromadorea, Rhabditida, Rhabditidae. The transcript has 2 exons. Gene Ontology annotation, molecular function: protein binding. The record is from RefSeq and is a predicted model, not a curated record. Bases 1 to 366 code for a protein of 121 amino acids.